AUGGCUGCAACACUAUCUCCGGCUUCGCCAUCUGCCCCAGGACUGGCACGAGAGAUCGAGAAACUCCGCAAAACGGAGUUUACCGUCUUCAUCAACCUGCAGCCUGGUCUGAUGGUGUUUAUCGAGUUUUUUCGAGCUAGCAUCACAGUCCACGUGGUUGACGAGAUGGAAGGCAUGCUGUACCGACACAAGGUGAUGUUCAUGGAUGUCGGCAUUGAUACCAAAGUAGUGAACGAAAAGUCGACUCGAGAAUGGACUGGAUACGAUGCAAAGGCCCUCAAUGAAAAUACCAUUGCCAUUUUUGUCUACCAUGAUGUCUUCAACCUCACUAUUGAAGGACGAGGUGAGCUACGUCCCCUAGUGGUUAGAGUGGGAGAAUCAACUGAUUGGAUGGGCAGCUUUAUGCCUCUAUUUUCCAAAAUUCUUAAUAUCAGUGACCAGAUGGCAAAGACCAAGCCUGAGUCCACACCAGCUAAGGGCUUCCGACUGCUCCACCGAGUUCCAGAGUCCACAAACUACAUGAUCGUGUGCAGUGACGGAGUGACUAUUCCUGUUCAUUCACUUGUUCUUAAGUCGGUAUGGCCCUAUUUUGCCAAGCUGACGAGCUCAGAACCUGCCAAAAUCAAAGAGGGAGCAUGGGCUAUGCCUUAUGGGUCAACAUGGGUUUUCCCGCUGAUCAAAUACUGCUAUGGUGACCUGGAAACAAUGAACUUUGAGGAAGCAACGGGAGCGCUGAUCCUAGCACAGAGAUACGAUCUACCAGAACUAUCUCAAAUUGUCCAAAGACACAUUCUGGGAAGUCCUCUGAACAUUGAGACGUGCCUGCUGGGAUGGAAACGAGCCUUUGAGGGCAACAAUAGCGUGGUGAGAAUGUACUGUGCUCGACACUACUACCAAAACAUGAACCAGCUUGCCAUCAGCAAUACCUAUGCUGAGCUUACCAAGGAGGAGUUGAUCCAGCUCGGAAUAGAUGCCGGUGAGAGUCUGAAACAGAUUGAACGGAAAUAA
Yarrowia lipolytica CLIB122 is the source of this 1008-nucleotide messenger RNA. RefSeq lists its product as uncharacterized. The record is from RefSeq and is a predicted model, not a curated record. Gene Ontology annotation, molecular function: protein binding. Lineage: Eukaryota; Fungi; Ascomycota; Dipodascomycetes; Dipodascales.